This is a messenger RNA of Haliotis rubra (blacklip abalone), 1175 nucleotides long. RefSeq names its product ATP synthase subunit gamma, mitochondrial-like. Gene Ontology annotation, biological process: proton motive force-driven ATP synthesis. Gene Ontology annotation, molecular function: proton-transporting ATP synthase activity, rotational mechanism. The transcript has 7 exons. The record is from RefSeq and is a predicted model, not a curated record. Bases 63 to 944 code for a protein of 293 amino acids. Lineage: Eukaryota; Metazoa; Mollusca; Gastropoda; Lepetellida; Haliotidae.
AUACUCGAACUGGAAGAAUUGUUUCCCCUGAGCUAUUCGGCCUCGCUGUGGUGACCGGCAAGAUGGAAGCCAUGUUAUCACGCACGGUGCAAGUAAUUUCACCGCAAUGCACCCAAGUGCGGGGCAUGGCAACACUGAAGGAUAUUCGUAUCCGACUCAAGUCCGUCACCAACAUUCAAAAGAUCACCAAGUCCAUGAAAAUGGUGUCAGCUGCCAAGUUCUCCCGUGCUGAGAGAGAGCUCCGUCCAGCGAGACCUUAUGGAUUAGGAGCUAAGGCUUUUUAUGAGAAGGCUGAGGUUGAACAGGAUGCAAACCAGCCGAACCACCUGAUCGUAGCUGUGACCUCUGAUAGAGGUCUCUGUGGUGGUAUCCACAGCAGUGUUGUAAAACACAUCCGUACAACACUUGCAGAGCAGAAACCAGGCAUUGACACCAAGAUUGUCUGUAUUGGAGAUAAAUCCAAAGCCAUGUUACAAAGGCAGUACCCUAACAAGAUAUUGUUGUCAUUCAAUGACAUUGGCAAGCGGCCCCCAGUGUUUGCAGAUGCUAGUUUGAUCGCCGGCUCCUUGUUGGAGUCUGGCUAUAAGUAUGAUCACGGAACAAUGAUCUUCAACAUCUUCAAGAGUGUGGUCUCCUACACAACAACCGAGCUGCCUCUCUUCUCUCUUGAUAGCGUCAGUGGUGCUGAGAAGCUCCACGUGUAUGACAGUCUGGAUGAAGAUGUAGUGCGCUCAUACAAUGAGUAUGCUCUCGCCAGCCUCCUCUACUAUGCCCUGAAGGAGGCCUCGUGUAGUGAGCAGAGCUCUCGUAUGACGGCUAUGGAUGCUGCCAGCAAGAAUGCAGGAGAAAUGAUUGACAAGCUGACCUUGACCUUCAACCGAACUAGACAGGCAGUGAUUACCAGGGAGUUGAUUGAAAUCAUCUCUGGUGCUUCUGCACUUUAAUAGUUGCUCGUUUUAGUCAUCAACAUUUGUACAUAAGCUACAAAUAGGACCAUUUACAGUCAGGAUGGGAGAGACGAGCGUUCAUCUCACCCGACUGGCCUCGACAUCAUUGAGAGGCUUUGGGAAAAUCUGUUUAGUGCUGAGCAGUGCAGUUUUCGUCAGAAAGUUCGGUUUGCUGACCAGUCUGUAUUUGAAUGUUAACACACAAGAAAAUAAAUUAAUUUGUAUGUA